Messenger RNA from Poecilia latipinna (sailfin molly), 1495 nucleotides. Its product is annotated as eukaryotic translation initiation factor 4E-binding protein 3-like. Gene Ontology annotation, cellular component: cytoplasm. The record is from RefSeq and is a predicted model, not a curated record. The transcript has 3 exons. Lineage: Eukaryota; Metazoa; Chordata; Actinopteri; Cyprinodontiformes; Poeciliidae. The coding region runs from base 145 to 510 and encodes 121 amino acids. Gene Ontology annotation, molecular function: eukaryotic initiation factor 4E binding. Gene Ontology annotation, biological process: negative regulation of translational initiation.
UUUUGUAGGAAUGCUGUCACUUGUUUAGAGUUUUUCCUCUCAACCACGUGGAGUGGCGGCUCUUACUCAUUGAAAUCAGAGGCUUUUACGUUGUUAUUAUUAUUAUUUUACCGUGCGCGGCAUCGACGCUGCUCCGUUUGUGAGAUGUCAGCAGCGGGACAGACCUCAAGGAGCCUGGAGAUCCCGGCUGUCCGGAGGAUCGCCAUCCACGAUGCAGCCCACAUGCCCAAGGAGUACUCCACGACCCCGGGAGGAACUCUGUUCAGCACCACGCCAGGAGGCACCAGAAUCAUUUACGACAGGAAGUUCCUGCUGCAGUGUCGGACCUCUCCUCUGACCCGUACGCCUCCCAAACUUCCCGAUAUUCCCGGAGUCACAAGGCCGCUUGACCCAGAGUCGUCCAGUAAUGAAAUCCAUCCUGAAGAAUUACCCAGCAACAACUCAGAUGACCACAGCCUGAACACAGAGGAAAACUCUGCGGAAGACGCCCAGUUUGAAAUGGACAUCUAAAUGUUAGCAGCAAUGAAGUAAUGCUAACAUUUAUGUGGUUAUGAAAUGGUUGAAAUGACAAAUCCAGUCUAAGUCAGCUUUAUAAUCCGACAGGAAACAACCAUGUCUUUUCUAAUGUCAACUAUUUGCUGAAAUGUUGAACCUCAAACAUUAACUAACUAAAACAGUUUUUUUCACUUUGUUAAAUACAUGUAUGACAUGUAAUUCCUUAAAAAGGUUUUUUUUUUUUGAUGUGACUUAUAUUUACUUUGAAAAUAAUAUAUGAAGUCUAGUGUAGACUUGGAGCUGUAGUGUAGUUGGGAACCUAGUUUUGCAGUCUGUGAUUACUUUUAUGGCCGCAUGAGGGCAGCAGACACAAGUUCUAUACUUUCAAUUUCAAGUAAAUUUAUUUGCGUUACUUAUCAGCAGAGGUCUUAUUAAUAUAUGACUGUAUUUUAUUGUCACUCAUCAGUUGUUUGUUCCUUAAUUUCCAAGAUUAUUUUAGAAUCAUUACAUGCAUUUUUUUAUGGAAAAUGAAACCUCAACCAAGAAGGUAAAAUUAAACAUGUUUUGGCUGCAAAAUGUUACAUAAUAAGCUUAUAGUUUUUACAAACCACUAUGUUGGAGCUUUGAACUUUUUUUUUCCACUGUGAACAUCAUUAAAAGUCACUGUUAAUGCAUUCUUUAACCAAAACUAAACUAUUGUUUCUUUUCUGCGAUGUUGUUUUUUUCUUACUAUGUAUCAGAAAGUGCUUGAAGAAAAUGUGCAACCAUUAAAAAAAUUUGUUGAAGCAAAACUGGACACUGCAAUAUAUUAUGAAUCCAAAACAUAUUAGUAUAUCCUCAAGGGCUGGCUGAGAAAUAAGAAACAUCUCACCACUGACACUGACCAAUGUGAAAAAUUAAUCAUAAUCCACAAUUUUUGGGUGGAAAAAGCUGAUAAAUCAGGGUCAGUUCUAUACAAACUGUUCUAAAACCAUUUUUUGUAAUAAAACACAUAACAGUU